Molecule: messenger RNA, 8936 nt
Organism: Podospora bellae-mahoneyi
Lineage: Eukaryota; Fungi; Ascomycota; Sordariomycetes; Sordariales; Podosporaceae
Exons: 6
Coding region: 1340-8509 (2389 amino acids)
Biological process (GO): fungal-type cell wall (1->3)-alpha-glucan biosynthetic process
Cellular component (GO): fungal-type cell wall
Molecular function (GO): alpha-1,3-glucan synthase activity
Source: RefSeq, a predicted model, not a curated record
AACAUCUUCUCCAGAAAAAAAAGGAGCACCAGCAGCAGAAGCAGAAACACGAAGGCCACUAACAGCUGGCUCCAUCCCGGUCAUUUCGUCGUUUCGGCCUGUCAGUGUCAGCGACACAGAGACAUCUACGACAUCCUUCUCUUCCAGUGAGUGCCACCAACCCAGGGCAAUGGUCCCCAACGACACCAAAGCAGCAGGGACUUUUCUUUCGUCGCGCUGGGCAGUCGACAGAGGCCGUGGCAAGGCGCGAACAAGCACGCAAAGAAUUCUUCUUUUCCGCCUUCCGAAGCCCGAUCGAGCGGGUCGCAUCGAAUCUGCCGCGGUACCUCCUCUGCGAUCCCUGUCUGCGCACGCUCGUAUCGAAUCAAGCUGCCAGGGCCAAUGGUCACAGUGCGCUGGACAUGGAGGGUCGGAGGCGACAAAGCAGGGCACUCUCCACCCUGCCGACACAGGUUUUGCACCAUGAACCUCGACAAGCCUCUCAAGCUUCCAGUCUAACCCGCCUUAUCGCCCGUCCCAAGAAAAGGGGCAGCAGUGCACCGUCGCACCAGCCAAGGCCUGGAUAAGGGAAAAUUGGGAAAGGCACCACCUGUUGCAUUCAUCCACAUCCGCCCACCAGCUUCCUCUGCCUUGCCGGGUUCUUCAUGUCGAGCACUUGUGUUUUUGUUUUGGCCUUCAUGUUCAUCUCACCGUCUCACGGGGGCCAUGCCGGCAUUUGCUUUCCUUCGACGGCCUUUCUAAGGAGAUGGCCGAGGGUCCGCGAAAUGAUGUCGAUGCCGUCGAGAUGAAGUGGGAAAAGGAGAACUGAUGAGCCAACGAGCGAACGUGCCGAAAGUGAUAAUUCCUAUCAAAAGCAACUGAUAGGCUGAGUGGCCUCGACGCGGCUCCGCCUAUCUGCGCUCCGGUAUUCUUCCGCGCGCGAGGGUGGCCAACGCGAGCUGGGGAGGUGUGGCAGCUGUAAUGCUCCCACGCCCAGCAUCCAGAUCUCCACUUGGAAGGUCUGACCACGGGUUUCCAUGCCCCCUUUUCCCGCCUCUCUCUCUCUGUGACCGGAUGGGGCUUCGUCGUGACGUGGAGUUCACAGCUAGGGCUGGCUGGCCUGUCCAACGUGUCUCGUCCGUCCGGGGGUCGGGAGGGGGGGGGGAGGGCUUCGAUAGCGCGCAUCUUUUUCCCUUUCUAAUCUGUUGGUGGUUGCCAUCAUCGUCCUUCUUUGUAUUGUUGUGUUUUCAAAAGUUGUACUGCUGAAUUUUUGUCUUGUCUUGUCUUUUGUUUUUUAUUGGCAUUGUCUCUCGUUUCCAAACCUACUGUCGCUCCCAAUGAGAGGCGAGCGACGGUCAACAUGAUCCGCCCUCCGUUCUUUUCGAAUGCCCUACUCAUCACCCUCCUUACGGCCACCACACUCGUUCAAGGCCUCAGAUACGACAAGGAUGAAGAGAACUGGAACCUCAACACGAAGAAGUCGGCCAAGACGCCGCUCGAAUAUGACUACGAUGUCUCUCUACGACCAGAAAACUACACCUACAUGGACUCCCCCACAAACUGGCGGAUGCCCGUAUACACACUCUUUUUAGAUCGAUGGGUCAAUGGCGACCCAAACAAUGACGACAUCAACGGCACUCUCUACGAGACCGACAUGAUGAGCACGCAGCUACGCUUUGGAGGAGAUCUCGAAGGACUGAGGGACUCUCUCGACUACAUUGCUGGCAUGGGUGCCAAGGCCAUUUACAUUGCUGGAUCUCCCUUCAUCAACUUGCCAUGGGGUGCCGACUCCUACUCGCCCAUCGACUUGACUAUGCUUGAUAAGCACUUUGGACACAUCCGUGAGUGGCAGGAGGUUAUCCAUGAAAUUCACGAGCGCAACAUGUGGGUUAUCAUCGAUAACACCAUGGCUACCAUGAGUGAUCUGAUUGGUUUCGAGGGCUUCCUCAACGAGACGACGCCUUUCCGGACCGAAGAACACAAGGUUCUGUGGAAAUCUGAUCGUGUGUACCCCGACUUCUCCAUCGGUAACGAGUACAACGAAACAUGUGACUACCCCGAAUUCUGGUACGAGGACGGCAAGCGCAUCAAGCCGCCAGGACUCAAGGGCUGCUACAACAGUGACUUUGACCAGUAUGGUGAUAUCGAAGCCUUCGGUGUGUUUCCCGAUUGGCAGCGUCAGCUGGCCAAAUUCGCCUCGGUGCAGGAUCGUCUCCGCGACUGGCAUCCUUCUGUGGCCGCCCGUAUUGAACACUUUUCUUGCAUGGCCGUGAGGGCCCUGGACAUUGACGCUUUCCGUAUCGACAAGGCCGUCCAGGUCACGGUGGAUGCCCAGGCUUCCUUCAGCUCUGCAAUGCGCAAGUGUGCCACCGACAUUGGCAAGACCAACUUUGCCGUCUUUGGUGAAAUCACGAGCGGCAACACUCUUGGAUCCAUUUACAUUGGCCGUGGCCGCGAGCCCGGGGCGGCCGAGAACUUGCAUCCCGAAAAGGCCAUGAACAUGGACUCGGACUGGAAGAACAACCAGGACCUUUUUGUCCGGGAGCCCGGCAACAGUGCCCUCGACGGCGGUGCUUUCCACUACUCCAUCUACCGUUCCAUGACGCGUUUCCUCGGCCUCAGUGGACAUCUCCAGGCCGGUUUCGACUUGCCUGUCGACUGGGUCAUGACCUGGCACGAGAUGCUCAAGACCAACGACAUGUACAAUGCCAACACGGGCAAGUUCGACCCUCGCCAUCUCUACGGUGCCACCAAUCAGGAUGUGUUCCGUUGGCCGUCGGUUGUUCAGGGCAUGGAGCGUCAGUUGCUCGCCUAUUUCAUCAUCACGUUUGUGCUCCCAGGCGCGCCCAUCAUCUACUACGGCGAGGAGCAGGCGCUCUACGCCCUCGAUGGUACGGCUUCCAACUACGUUUUCGGUCGCCAGGCGAUGGCCCCCUCGCCAGCGUGGAAGGCACACGGGUGCUUCCAGCUCAACGUCACGCAGUACAUUGGCUGGCCCGUCGAGAAGGGCCGUCUCGGCUGCCACGACGACGGCGUUGCUCGGGACCACCGCGAUCCUGCGGCCCAUCUGCGGAACACCUUCAAGCACAUGUUUGCCAUCCGCGAUCACCUUCGCAGCAUCGAUCAUGGCUGGUACCUCAAGACUCUCGCCCAGCAAACCGAGGAGAUUUGGCUGGAUGGUAGCACAAACUUCACCGAGACUGGUAUCUGGAGCGUUGGCCGGGGGACCUCCGACACGCAACCGGAGGACGAAGAGCCUGUGUGGCUCAUCUACAGCAACCGCAACAAGACCCAUACCUACGAAUUUGACUGCAGCAACCCCGAUACCUUCAACAACGGCGCCUUCAUCGCUCCCUUUGACGCUGGCACCAAGAUUCGGGAUGUCUUUGAGGACGGACCUGAGAUCACUCUCGAGGCUUCUCCUGUCAAGAACGAGUUCGGCAACAGCACCAAGAAUGCGGGCUGUCUCAGCAAGAUUGUCAUGCCCCCUUAUGGCUUCAAGAUGUAUGUGCUCAAGGACAGCUGGCUCGAGCCGGCCCCCAUGAUCACCAAGUUUGAACCCGGUCAUGACAUGUCCAUCGAUUCCACCGGCAAGGGCGGUGUGAUCCCGAUUCGCCUCGAGUUCAACCACGAGAUGGACUGCGACUCUGUCAAGAAAUCGACCACCGCCGUCCUCACGGUGGACCACUCGGGCAUAGCCAACCCCAAGAAGCUCGACAUCACCUGGGACAACAAUGCCUGUGGGACGUUUACCCCCUCCGAGAAGAGCGAGUACAUCGGGUCGAUCGAGUCAACUUGGAAGAUCACUGGAAAGCUCACCAAUGUCCAAGACGGCAUCAUCAAGCUGUCCGUCAGGAACGCUACUAGAGAGGACGGAUCUGCCAGCACCAAUGCCAAUGAUCAUUUCUUGAUCCGGUUUGGGGCGCCAAACAACCCGGUCGUGUUUCCAUCGUCGGCCAACUACUCCCGCACCCUCUUGCACUUUGACGGAAACAGGAUGGCCAUCAAUCACAGCGCCCCGGGCGCUACGCAUUUCAGGUUCAGCACCGACUUCGGUUCCCUCUGGAGCGAGUGGUUCCCGUACGACGCCGAAAAGACAUACCAAGAAGUCGACGCCAUGUACCGAGACAACACUCUCUGGACAGGCACGGAGCUGCAGAAGUGGGAGGGCAAGCACCUGCAGGUUCAGUACUUCAGCAAGCCCCUCGGCUCGUCCGGCUUCAUCCAGCACGCCGACAGCAACGACAUCACUUUUGAGCGUCAUGUCCCACACAUUCGAAUCCACGGUCCGUACAACAAGUGGGGCUAUGAUGCCGGCUUGCCCGGCUCCAUGGACUUGGUUCACCACCACACCUGGGAGCUGCACUACAUGUAUGAGUGGCCGGCCGAGUUCCAGCUGAACGUUUGGGGUAUCAAUCCCGACAACCAGCCCGAUGUCGGCUUCAUAUACGGUGACAUUGACAACGACGGCAUCGUCGACCGUCUUCCCCCGAGCAGUCUGGCCAGAAACGUCAUCAACAUCACCGAGCCCCCUCCCCUGCCGCAGCUCGCCUACAAGCUCGUCUACAACGACGCUACGUGGAGAUUCGAGUACAUUCCCACUGGUCACAUUGGCAUCCAGGUGGUUCUCUUCAUCCUCCUUGCCAUCAUUCCCGUCUUGCUCGCCGUGCUUGCAGGCUGGAUCUACAUGCACAGCUUCUACCAGGUCAAGAUCAAUAAGUCUGGCUUCAGCUCCAAGGGCUGGGUCCCGCUCAAGCUUGGCAACCUGUCCAAGCUUGACUUCCGGAAUCUUGGCAAGGGUGGUGUCGAGAUGAGCCCCAUGCCUCCCCCGCCUCCCAGCGCUGCCUUGGUUCCUUUUGGUAGCGGCGGUGGUCAGAGGACCGUCUUGAUCGCGACCAUGGAGUACAACAUUGACGACUUUGGCAUCAAGAUUAAGAUUGGUGGUCUCGGUGUGAUGGCUCAGCUCAUGGGUUCUGCCCUGAAGCACAUGAACCUCAUCUGGGUCAUUCCGGUCGUCGGCGAUGUCACGUAUCCCUUUGACAGCAUGCAGGCCGCCGAGCCUAUGUACGUCCAGGUCAUGGGCCAGCCGUACGAGAUUGAGGUCUACUACUAUACUGUCAACAACAUCACCUACGUCCUCCUGGACGCCCCCAUCUUCCGCAAGCAGACCAAGGCCAACCCCUACAUCGCGCGCAUGGACGACAUUGAGUCGGCCAUCCUGUACGCCGCCUGGAACUCCUGCAUUGCCGAAACCAUCCGCCGGUUCCCCGUCGACAUCUACCACAUCAACGACUACCACGGUGCCGCCGCCCCUCUGUAUCUCCUUCCUCAGACCGUCCCCUGCUGUCUCUCGCUCCACAACGCCGAGUUCCAAGGUAUGUGGCCUAUGCGCACACCUGAGGAGCAAAAGGAAGUCUGCGAGGUCUUUAACCUCCCCCCCGAGGUGGUCAGGGACUAUGUCCAGUAUGGUUCCGUGUUUAACCUGCUCCACGCCGGUGCGAGCUACCUCCGUAUCCACCAACGUGGCUUUGGUGCCGUCGGGGUGUCCCGAAAAUACGGUGACCGUUCUCUGGCCCGCUACCCUAUCUUCUGGAGUUUGAAGAACAUUGGCCAGCUGCCCAACCCCGACCCCUCGGACACUGCCGACUGGGACCCGAACGAGGAUAUCUCGAACCAGUCGAAGGAGAUCGAGAUUGACCAGAGCUUUGAGGAGAAGAGAGGCGACCUCCGCCGUCAGGCCCAAGAGUGGGCUGGCCUUGAGGUGGACCCCACAGCCGAGCUCUUCGUCUUCGUCGGACGUUGGAGUUUGCAGAAGGGUGUUGAUUUGAUCGCUGAUAUUUUCCCCAGCAUUUUGGAGAAGUACCCCAAGACGCAGCUCAUUUGCGUCGGCCCCGUCAUUGAUCUGUACGGCCGUUUUGCGGCCCUCAAGUUGGAAAAGCUGAUGAAGAAGUACCCCAAGAGGGUCUACAGCAAGCCCGAGUUCACCCAACUUCCGCCAUACAUCUUCAGCGGUGCCGAGUUCGCCCUGAUUCCGUCUCGUGAUGAACCUUUCGGCCUGGUUGCCGUCGAGUUCGGAAGAAAGGGUGCGCUCGGUGUCGGCGCUCGUGUUGGUGGUCUUGGUCAGAUGCCCGGUUUUUGGUACACUGUCGAGUCCAUGACCCCCUCCCAUUUGCUCCAGCAGUUCAGGCAGGCUAUUGUCUCGGCUCUGGAUUGCAAACACAACAAGCGCCAAAUGAUGAGAGCGUGGAGUGCGAAGCAGCGUUUCCCCGUCGCCCAGUGGCUCAAGCAGCUGGACGAGCUCUACAGCGAGUCCAUCCGCAUCCACCAAAAGGAGGCCAAGAAGAAGAAGUUUGAUGCGCUCAGCCCCAGCCCCAUGGGGACCAGGCCAUCGUCUCGUGCCAGCAACAUCUCGAACACUUACGUGGAUCCAACCGGCGGCGCUCACACUCCAGGAAUCACCCCCAGCCCAAGUCCGGGACCAGAACAAGGCCUCAUGACGCCGAGACUGGCUUCCCCAGAAGCCCUGCCCACGCCCACGGCACCAUGGGCAGGUGGUAUGAAGUCCAACUCGCCUCGUGAAUCGGUUGCCAGCUCCAUCAAUGGAAACACACUGUACGCCAAUCCCGCGGCCCAAAGUAGUACUGUCAGCGUUGACAGUUUCGCAAUCAGGGCCCAGAAAGACGGCAUGCACUCCCCAGGACUGGCCCCAUCGGACAACGGACUCAGCCUUCCCCGGCCGGCCUUUGGAAAUGCCAACCGCAACAGCAGUCUUCUCAGUCUUCCCGAUGUCGUCGGUGACAGGCAAGACUUCAAGCUGCAGCAGGUGGACCAGUUCUUCAAUGACACCAACGGAGAGUACUAUGCCGAGUUCGAAGACAUGCUCGAGACGUUGAGCGCCGGCAACUCGACCAACGAGCUAUGCAUCGAAACAUUCCUCAAGAGAAGCGAAAAGGAGUGGUUCGCGAGAUAUCGUGACGCCAAGCUUGGGCGGUAUAGAGAAUCCCACAUCGGCAGCCCUGGCAGCCGGCCCGAGUCGAGAAACGGUCUUGGUGGGCGAAACGAGUCGGUUGUCAGCCGUGGACGUCAACGACACCGCAGCAUGACCCCCAGCGGUCUGGCCAGGUCCGUCUUCGAGACCUCGCCACCAGGCAAUGGCGGCGGCGGCGGCAUGGUGGACGAUGAGUUCCUGUUGGGCGAUGGUUACAGAGCACCAACAGGUCUCAAGAGAAUCAUGUCUAUUCGCAUCGGUGACUGGCCCAUCUACUCGUUCUUCCUCGCCCUCCAGCAAGUCAUUUCCGUCAGCUCGUACCAGAUUGUCCUCCUCACAGGCGAAACCAACCAAACGCCAGAAAAGCUCUACAUGGUCGCCGCUACCUACAUGGCCACGUCGUUGAUCUGGUGGGCACUCGAGAGAAACUUCAAGUCUGUCUACUCGCUCUCGGCCCCGUGGUUCUUUUACGGUCUCGCCUUCAUGUUGAUUGGCAUUUCGCCCCUGCUUUCCGACUGGCGCGUGUCCAACAAGCUCGAGGAAGCUGCCACCUGCUUCUAUGCCGCCGGCGCCAGUUCCGGUGCCCUGUCCUUUGCGCUCAACUUUGGUGACGAAGGUGGCGCGCCUACCAAGCAGUGGAUCACUCGUGCCCUCGUGGUGUCGGGCUUUGCGCAGGUGUUCAGCAUUGGUCUCUGGUACUGGGGCUCCAUUGUCUCGACUCUGGAUCCCACAUCCACUAUCUUUGUCGGCACUUCCAAGGUCCCCCAAGCCAUCGUCGUCGGCAUUCCCAUCUGCCUACUCAUGUGGGCCAUUGGUGCCAUGCUUUAUGUUGGUCUCCCUGACUUUUACCGGCAAUCUCCGGCGAGCAUUCCCGGUUUCUGGAUCUCGCUUUGGCGCCGCAAGGUCGUCCCCUGGUUCUUUGUCAUGAUCAUCAUCCAAAACUACUGGCUGUCGGCUCCCUAUGGCCGCAGUUGGCAGUUCCUGUUCAACACGCAGCACGUUCCCGGCUGGGGUAUCUUCUUGCUUGCCUUGGGCUUCUACGUCGGCCUUUGGGCCCUCGUCUUGUGGGGCUUCUCUCAUUUCAGCGAGGAGCACACCUGGCUCCUGCCCAUCUUCGCCAUCGGCCUCUGCGCACCACGGUGGGCGCAGGAGUUCUGGGGCACAUCCGGCAUGGGCUGGUACCUCCCGUGGGCUGGUGGCCCUGUCGGCUCAGCCAUUCUUUCCCGCUGCCUGUGGCUCUGGUUGGGUCUCUUGGACAACAUCCAGGGCGUCGGGUUGGGCAUGUUGCUCCUGGCCACGCUGACCAGACAGCACGUCCUGACCGUCUUGGUGGGCGCCCAGGUCAUCGGCAGUGCUUUCACCAUGCUGGCGCGGGCGACCAGUCCCAACGCACUCUCGCCCAACACCACGUUCCCUGACUUCAGCCAGGGCAUCAUGCCUGGAGCAGCCAGUCCUUACUUCUGGGUGUGUCUGGGAUUCCAGCUGAUCAUCCCCUUUGGGUUCUUCAAGUUCUUCAGGAAGGAGCAGGUCGAGAAGCCCUAAAAGUUUUGCUAUACUACCUUUAUCGUAAUGCCUAUUGUGCGUCUUGUUGCUGUUGCAGUCAUGUUGGUGUUUUAUGUCGGGUUGGCGGGCGGGCCGGCGUGCAAGGAAGACUUUGUUUUUUUUGGUUUUCAUUUUCUCACUCUCCAUGACGAAAGGGUAAUAGACGGAAACGGAUUCCAAUGUCAAAGAAGCUUAUGGGAGGUUGGAAAUGGGUUUCCAGCUGGGAAAAAGUACAUGAUGACAUACACACACAGACACACCCACAAACACACACAUAACUGCCUAGAGAUUCGGUCCGACAUAACAUACAUUUUCUUACAAUCCUUUACUUUUUAUUUAUAGUUGGCGGUAAUUACAUCUUUGUAGUGUAUAUAGUUGACGAAGCAUCCAUGAUUUUCUGAAGUGUAUUGUUGUUCCAUUUCCCCUA